Messenger RNA from Homalodisca vitripennis (glassy-winged sharpshooter), 721 nucleotides. RefSeq names its product ankyrin repeat domain-containing protein 13B-like. Gene Ontology annotation, cellular component: cytoplasm. The transcript is spliced from 6 exons. The record is from RefSeq and is a predicted model, not a curated record. NCBI's taxonomy places the organism in Eukaryota, Metazoa, Arthropoda, Insecta, Hemiptera, Cicadellidae. Gene Ontology annotation, molecular function: protein binding. The coding region runs from base 23 to 706 and encodes 227 amino acids.
UAAUUUAUUGUAUCCAUUUACAAUGGCUCAGUCUCCUGGAGUGACAAUGUUAACUACUGAGGAAAUUAAGAGGCAAUACCCUCUACACUUUUGUGUUUGGAAUAAUGAUUUUGAGGGUUUAAAGGAACAAUUGGAUAACACUGACAAUCAGGCAGACCUGGAGAGGAAGGAUGUACGAGGCAGAUCACCGCUCAUGUUGGCUGUUACACUUGGCCACCUAGAGUCUGCGAGACUUCUCAUGGACAGAGGUGCGAAUAUCAACACGGAGAACCGAGAAGGUUGGACAGUAAUACAGGAGGCAGUGGCGACCGGAGACCCAGAGCUGGUACAACAAGUGCUACAGAGAAGAGACUACCAGCGCCUCUCCACCAGAGUAGGCGGGGUGCCCGAGUUGCUGUUGAGGCUAAAAGAGGCCCCCGAUUUUUAUGUAGAAAUGAAGUGGGAGUUCACAAGUUGGUUACCUCUGGUGUCUCGUAUGUGUCCCAGCGAUACCUACAAGGUGUACAAACAAGGAUCCAAAGUUCGCAUAGACACUACGCUUCUUGGCUUCGACCAGAACAACUGGCAACGCGGCAAUACCAGCUUCAUCUUCCAUGGGCAGACCCGGACGUGUCCUAAACGCGAUCAAGUGCAACCGCAGCUACAUAUUCCAACUGGUGUCGACUGCAGGCAAGUCACCGAGCCCUCACCCCCACCACCCAACUAGCUUACACAGUAGGAC